UGAUCGAUGCCUGACAAUCAAAUUAUCGUAGAUUGUUCUAGAAGAUAGACGUGUGGGCGAGGAAUCAGUGCAGCUUGUUUAGUUCCAAUUUAACGUCAAAAGCCGCAAAAACUUAAUUUACAAAAUUAUUACCACUAAUUUGUUAAAAAUUAAACUAAGAUAUAAUUUAUUUUAUUGUGUAUUAUGUAUACAGAUUAUGAGCCUGAAUUUAAGUUGGAUCUACCCGACCAUAUUAUAUAUGACAAUGUCGACCCAUAUGAGCCGACAUAUAAGCCGGAUGCCCCAAACUUCCGGUCUUCUGUUAAUUCUAAUGUUGAUGAAAUCAAAACAGAAACUUCACACCAAAUGCCUCCUUUUCCACACUCGUCGUAUCUGAAAGAUGGUAAACGUAUCUAUAAAUUUUCACGCACAAAUAGCGACAGGGAAAGGUCCAAAAUGUGGAAAGAUGCUGCUGAUGACAUACUCAGAAGAAAUCAAAACAUUACUGAUAUUGUCGAAAAAAGAAGAAAAAAAGAUACUGUGAUUUCGGUGAUAUAUCCCUGUCUGCACAGCGUUAAAGGUCGUGUUGAUCCGGACACGGAUUCGAAGUGUCCUCUUUGUAAAAAACCUAUUCACAAAGUGUUUACAAAGGCUAGUGAGAAAUAUUAAAUAAACGUGCAAUUUCCAUAAAGAAAUUUUAAUGAGUCACUGGAUGCACUUUUUUUUGGCGGGAAAAAAUGUCCCCAGCUGUUCCAGACCAGAAAUGGU
This is a messenger RNA of Drosophila ananassae, 747 nucleotides long. RefSeq lists its product as uncharacterized. The transcript is spliced from 2 exons. Bases 184 to 648 code for a protein of 154 amino acids. The record is from RefSeq and is a predicted model, not a curated record. NCBI's taxonomy places the organism in Eukaryota, Metazoa, Arthropoda, Insecta, Diptera, Drosophilidae.